GGUCUGGAACGUGCUGUAACCACAAACAGCGAUUAUGGAAAUAACCCGCUUUAGGAUCCACAGUUUGAACCAACCUCAAACCUGCACAGGCAAAACCUAGCAUCCUAUGGCAUGCAGGAAAUCUCACUCGGGAGCCUGAAGCAGAAUUCAAGGUCAGCCUGGCUUACGUGAGUUCCAACCCAUCCUUCCCCUUCAGAAGUCACUACUAAGGACUGCUGUAACAAACUCCGUCGGGACCCGAAAUUGGAGUUAUGGACCGGAUGCCAACCAGUACGCAGAGUUCCGGGAGGCCCUGACUAAGUUUGGCGCGUAGUCCCGGAGACCCGGAGGCGUAGAGCGGUUGGCCUGGACGCGCUUCCGGGACUGGGGAAGAGGACGGGCUCCUAAGCUCCGCCCCAUGGGUGGAGCCACGUCCAGGACAUGCGGGGGCUGCGGCAGGGCAUCAUGAAGCAGCUGCCCAUCUUGGAGCCUGGAGACAAGCCCAGGAAAGCCACAUGGUACACUUUGACUUGCCCUGGAGACAGGCCCUGCCCUCGAGUUGGCCACAGCUGCUCAUAUUUCCCCCCAGUUGGUGAUGCCGAGAGCGGGAAGAUCUUCAUUGUCGGGGGAGCAAAUCCAAACCAAAGUUUCUCAGAUGUACACACCAUGGACUUGGGAACACACCAGUGGGACACGGCCACCAGGGAGGGCCUCUUGCCUCGGUACGAGCAUGCCAGCUUCCUUCCCUCCUGCUCUCCUCACAGCAUCUGGGUGUUUGGAGGUGCAGACCAGUCAGGAAAUCGAAACUGUCUGCAAGUCAUGAGUCCUGAAGACAGGACGUGGAGCACACCAGAAGUGACUGGCUCCCCUCCAUCCCCAAGAACAUUCCACACAUCGUCCGCAGCUAUCGGAAACCAACUAUACGUCUUUGGGGGAGGAGAGAGAGGUGCCCAGCCUGUGGAGGACGUGAAGUUGCAUGUAUUUGACGCAAACACUCUGACAUGGUCUCAACCGGAGACACAUGGAAGUCCUCCGUCUCCUCGGCAUGGCCAUGUGAUGGUGGCAGCGGGCACAAAACUCUUCAUCCACGGAGGAUUGGCAGGGGACAAGUUCUUUGAUGAUCUCCAUUGCAUUGAUAUAGGUGACAUGAGCUGGCAGAAGCUUGGUCCCACCGGGGCUGUUCCAGUCGGCUGUGCUGCCCAUGCCGCCGUUGCUGUGGGACACCAUGUAUAUAUGUUUGGAGGUAUGACAGCCACUGGAGCACUGAACAUGAUGUACAAGUAUCACACAGUUUCCUAAAGCAACAGUCCUCCCAUCGAGCUACUUAAACAGAUAAAGACACAGUGAUAACAACCUACCUGUAUCCUGAUCACCAGAGAGGACACCAGCCUGGACAGCGGCACCAUAGGCUACAGCCUCAUCGGGGUUUAUGCCACGGGAUGGCUCCUUGCCAUUGAAGAACUCUUUCACCAGUUGCUGAAUCUUUGGAAUUCGAGUAGAUCCACCAACCAGAACAAUUUCAUCAAUAUCAGAUUUCUUCAGAUCAGAGUCUUCCAACACUUUCUGGACAGGCUUCAUGGUAGAGCGGAACAGGUCCUAGCAAAAAAGAAAAGCAAGGCAUGGUUACUAUGGUGCUGACCACCCAGACCUUAUUUAGUUAUCCCAAAUUCUACAGUCUAAGCGGAUUCCAUUAGCACUGUCAAGGAGCAUACCAUGUUCAGCUCUUCAAAUUUGGCCCGAGUAAGGGUCUCUGAGAAGUCUUCUCCUUCGAAGAAGGACUCAAUUUCAAUCCUUGCUUGAUGCUGAGAAGACAAGGCUCUCUUAGCCUUUUCUACCUCACGCCGGAGUUUCUGCACAGCUCUGUUGUCUUUCCUAACAUCUUUACCAGUUUUCUUUUUGUACAACUUGAUGAAGUGUUCCAUGACCCGCUGAUCAAAGUCUUCCCCACCCAGGUGAGUAUCUCCAUUAGUGGCCACCACUUCAAAGACACCAUUGUCAAUGGUGAGAAGAGACACAUCGAAGGUGCCGCCACCCAGGUCAAACACAAGGAUGUUCUUCUCUCCCUCUCUCUUAUCCAGGCCAUAUGCAAUAGCAGCUGCUGUACUGUGAGGAUGAAGAGGAGGGAAGAAAGCUUGGUCAGGGGUUCAUAUUUCCCCCCCACUUGGGAAUAUGGUAGAGCUCUGAGUCCCAUACUUACGGCUCAUUGAUGAUCCUCAUGACAUUCAGUCCAGCAAUAGUGCCAGCAUCUUUGGUUGCUUGUCGCUGGGCAUCAUUGAAGUAAGCUGGUACAGUAACAACUGCAUGGGUAACCUAGAAGGACAACCGUGCAAUCAUACUUAAAGAUGAUUGAAGUACAUGGUGUUCUCACUUCUGUCACUCUUAUCAACUAGUCAAGCCACAACAGUUUCUAAGUCAGUUUACUGCUAUAUCAUACGCUUUUGUCAUUAGAAUUAAGCAGUGGUAACUCAUAAAGGCUGACUAGCAUAUACCUUGACCUCCCACAAAACACUAAAUCACUAAAAGUUAAGAUUGAAAGGUUUCUGGGGCUGGUGAGAUGGCUCGGCAGGUAAGGGCACUGACUGCUCUUCCGAAGGUCCUGAGUUCAAAUCCCAGCAACCACAUGGUGGCUCACAACCACCCAUAAUGAGAUCUGACACUCUCUUCUGGUGUGUCUGAAGUCAGCUACAGUGAAAUUAUGUAUAAUAAUAAAUAAAUCUUUAAAAAAAAAUUGAAAGGUUUCAAACCAUGAAGGCUUCCCUACACAAGUCAUCGAGGGGGAGCAACAGCAAUCAAACACUCAACACUGUUUCACACGUUAUUCACCUUCUUUCCCAAAUACGCCUCAGCAGUCUCCUUCAUUUUAGUGAGAACCAUGGCAGAAAUUUCUUCUGGGGCAAAUGUCUUGGUUUGCCCACCUCCAAUAUCAACUUGAAUGUACGGUUUAGUUUUCUUUUCAACCACCUAUGGCAUAAAGUAAUUUAAAGGUAAUUUUUCCGAAGAGGAAACAAUGACACCACAAACGAUUUAAAAAAAAAAAUCCAUUUCCUCCCUCCCAUAGCUUGAUUCAUCUCUGUCCCUUAGGGGGAAAUCACAACUAAAACUGAGCACAGCUGUAUUGUAGAUAGAUCGACAGUUUUAGUCUGUUUCAACUUCUAGACAUUGUUAACAGUGUGUCAUGUUUUAUAACACACUAAAAA
Molecule: messenger RNA, 3176 nt
Organism: Mus musculus (house mouse)
Lineage: Eukaryota; Metazoa; Chordata; Mammalia; Rodentia; Muridae
Gene: Rabepk
Product: Rab9 effector protein with kelch motifs
Exons: 8
Coding region: 421-1278 (285 amino acids)
Cellular component (GO): endosome membrane; cytoplasm
Source: RefSeq, a predicted model, not a curated record